AGGCGGGGGUGGGGAAGCGCCGUGACCGCUCCCCGGGCCGAGCGACCCGCCGGGACCUUCCGGAGCGGACGCUCGGAGCCCGGCCUUCCCGCCGGCGCCCGCGCUGAUUGGCGCCCGCGGCGGCCCCGGCUCGCGCACCUGCCCAGCCCAGCCAAUCGGGGCCGCGGGAAUCGGGGCUGUCUUGGGGGGAGAGGGGGGUGCGUGGUGGGGGGGCAGAGGGGGAAGCUGAUGCUGCCGGCUGGAUGCUGAGCCGCUCUUCCCGCCGAGCUCCCGUCGGGCCCGCCCCACCCGGAGCCCCCUCGGCGCUGCGCCCCGCGCCCCGGGCCCCCUCGGCGCUGCGCUCCGGGCCCGCGCGCCUUAAUGCGGCAGCUCCCACCCGGCGGCUCCGGGGCUCCGCUGCCUGAGACGCGCCCCGACGGCUCCCGGAGCGGCCUGCCGCCGCCGCCGCCGCCCCCCGCCGCCCGCCGCCCUCGCCCGGAGCCCAGCGCCCCUGCCUGCCCGGGGAGUGCGUGGGCCGGCCCGGGCCGGGGGCAGCCCCUCUGAGGCAGGAUGUUCACGUCCAAGUCCAACUCGGUGUCGCCCUCGCCGUCCCUGGAGCAGGCGGACCCGGACGCGCUGGACAUCAGCACCAAAGUGCAGCUGUACGGCGUGCUGUGGAAGCGGCCCUUCGGGCGGCCGUCCGCCAAGUGGUCCCGCCGGUUCUUCAUCAUCAAAGAGAGCUUCCUUCUUUACUACUCGGAAAGUGAGAAAAAGAGCUUUGAAACCAAUAGACACUUCAAUAUACAUCCUAAGGGCGUCAUCCCCCUGGGGGGCUGCCUGGUGGAGGCCAAGGAGGAGCCCAGCAUGCCCUAUGCCAUGAAAAUCUCCCACCAGGACUUCCAUGUGCACCGGGGCCCCUCUUCCUGGCAGGGGAACAUCUUGCUGGCAGCGGAGUCUGAGUUUGAGCAGGCGCAGUGGCUGGAGAUGCUGCAGGAGUCGGGGAAGGUGACUUGGAAGAACGCCCAGCUGGGAGAGGCCAUGAUCAGGAGCCUGGAGGCCCAGGGGCUGCAGUUGGCCAAGGAGAAGCAGGAGUAUCUAGACAAGCUGAUGGAGGAGACCGAGGAACUCUGCCUGCAGAGGGAGCAGAGAGAGGAGCUCGAGCGCCUUAACCAGGUGCUGGAGGCUGAGAAGCAGCAGUUUGAGGAGGUGGUGCAGGAGCUGAGAAUGGAGCAGGAGCAGAUCAAGAGGGAGCUAGAACUGACUGCAAGAUGCCUCAGGGGUGUGGAGCAAGAGAAGAAGGAGCUGAGGCACUUCACAGAGUCCUUGCAGCAGACGCUGGAGGAGCUCUCCAUAGAGAAGAAGAAAACCCUGGAAAUGCUGGAGGAGAAUGAGAACCAACUGCAGACACUGGCCAAUCCGAGCGAGCAGCCCUCUCCCAGUGGGGGUCUCCAUAGCAACCUGAGGCAGAUCGAGGGGAAGAUGCAGCAGCUCUUGGAAGAGAAGCUCCUGGCAGAGAAGCGGAUGAAGGAGAACGAGGAGCGCUCGCGGGCCCUGGAGGAGGAGCGUGAGUUCUACUCCAGCCAGUCCCAGGCGCUGCAGACCUCGCUGCAGGAGCUCACCGCACAGAAGCAGCAGGCCGAGCAGGAGCUCAAGGCUGAGGUGAAGGUCCGCAUGGACCUGGAGAGGCGCCUGCGGGAGGCCGAGGCGGCCUUGAGGAGCCUGGAACAAGGGCUCAACUCCAAGGUGCGGAACAAGGAGAAGGAGGAGCGGAUGCGGGCUGACGUGAGCCAUCUGAAGAGGUUCUUCGAGGAGUGCAUCCGGAACGCCGAGCUGGAGGCCAAGAUGCCGGUCAUCAUGAAGAACUCGGUGUACAUCCACAAGGCGGCCACGCGCCGCAUCAAGAGCUGCCGUUUCCACCGGCGCCGGUCCAGCACCUGGAAUGACAUGAAGCCGUCCCAGUCCUUCAUGACCUCCCAGCUGGAAGCCAACAACAUAGAGGAGCUGAAGGAGGUGGCCAAGCGGCUGACCCGAGACCAGCGCUUCCGGGAAUCCAUCUACCACAUCAUGGUGACCCAGCCCGGACCGCCCUCAGCGCUCGCUCCUCCCCGGGGUGGAAAGUGAUGUCCGUGUCGUCGUCGUCCCCCCCCCCCCCCCCCCCCGCCCCGCUCCCUGCCUCCCAAGUCUUUCCCGGGGGACUGGGAAGACGUGCUGGGGGAGGCUGAUCCCCCCUGGCUUCUCUCAGCUCUCCUCUGGGCCCGCGCCUCACCCUCAAAGGACAGGGAUGCCACCUCCCUUACCACCCCUACCCAAGCCCUACCCUCGGGUCUAUGCCAGCACCUCUGGGUGCUGCCCGGCUGUCAGAGUGAGGCCAGGAAGAGGCCUGGCUGCACGUGGGCGUGAGGUGGGCAAGGCCCACAGCUCUCGGUCGUGCCCAGUCUACCUCUCUGUGACUCUGCCACCUGCGGGUCCUGGUGUGGGAAGGCUUCCCCUCCCCACCUUGAUCUUUGCUUCCCCGGGGGGCUCCCUAACCCUCUCUUUGCUUCAGCGACCCAUGGACAUCCCUCCGUCAUGGGCCCUCCCGUUGACUACAUUGUGAGGCAGAAAGAAAGACCUAGUGCAGCAGCUCUGGGUACAGGACACCCCCCACCCCACAGCACCACCUUUCCUGAGGCUGGGCCCUGGCUGUGGGCCCCAGCUCCCUCCCCUCCUCAGUGAGCUCACCCCUCUACAGCCUCAGACCUGUGGGGGUGAGGGAGCCCUCUCCUCCCCCUUCAUCCCGCUGCUUAGGUACGGAGGGCUCUGGGCCGGCUGGGAGCCGGGCAGCCGGGACACUCAGCUCUCCCAGAGGACACAGGGCAGUCGGGGAGCGGGUGAAGGCGGCCCUGGCGGCCCUGCUCCCUCCCAGCUGCCCCUGCUUUGGUGGCCUUACUCCCACCUCGCCCUGCAGAGGCUUUGCCCAGUGAAGCCGUGUGCCCAUGAACCCUGGAAGGUGGGGGCCUGGGCCGGUGAAAUGGCCAGUUGCCAUUGGUUGGCCCCGUGCCAUCAUGGGGGGCCCUGAUGACAUCCAUCGCAGCUUUUGUGGAAAACCACCACCCUCCGUGAGGCUGAGGGCGGUGCGUGUCCCUCACCCGUGGACAGCCCACCCAGCUCUUCUCCCUCUGGGCCACCCUCCACAGCUUCCCGAGUCUGCUGGUCUCUCCAGAAAGGGUCUCUCUGGGAUCAGGGGGCUCAGUAUGAAAGGUGCUGAUUCUCUGCUGCUUGGAAAACCGAGUGAGGAGCCCGGUCUGAGAGACAGACAGUGAAGCUAAGCUCAGUGGUCCCUCCUCAGGGGCGGGUAGACUUGGAUGGCUCCCGCCAAUCUCUUCAGAGUCUAGGUGGGGGCAGAAGGGGAGGCUUCAGAAUCAUCUAAAUAAAUCGGAUCUAAAUGUAAAACCUUUAAACACACCCGAAAAUAAUGUAUCUAAUAUGUAUGUGGGACGGACUUUGAAAUGAGGGGGAAGAUGGAUAAAAGCAAGAUUACUGUUUUAUUUUUUUGUUUCUUUGUUUUCAAAGAAUUUGGUUAAUAAUGGUUUGCUCUUAGAGAAAGAUCUUUUGGAAACUUUCAAAUGAAUUCUCCCUCCACGCCCCCGUCCCUCUGGGCAAAUUAUUAACCAGAAAGGAAAAUGAUUUUCCAAGCACAUUCAGCAAUCCCUAGUUUCUUUCCGUCUGCCUCAUCCUGUACUUAACCAUGCCUCACGCAAAUCUGGAUUCUCUUCAACCAACUGGUCAGUUUGUAAGUAUUUAUUUGUUAAAAAGUCACUAUGUUCCUAGCACUGCAAAUAGAAAAAGAGCAAAAUACUAUAUGAAAAUAUGCAAAGGUGGAAAUUGAUUACUGGAAAUAUAUUGAUUUUUUUUUUUUUUUAACGAAACCUUUUAUUCCUUGGCCUAUUAAAUGUUUCCUGCACUAUU
Pipistrellus kuhlii (Kuhl's pipistrelle) is the source of this 3927-nucleotide messenger RNA. RefSeq names its product pleckstrin homology and coiled-coil domain containing D1 (gene PLEKHD1). Bases 550 to 2100 code for a protein of 516 amino acids. The transcript has 14 exons. The record is from RefSeq and is a predicted model, not a curated record. Lineage: Eukaryota; Metazoa; Chordata; Mammalia; Chiroptera; Vespertilionidae.